AGUGAAAUAACGCAGCCAGAGCGUGCCGAUAACUUGCGAUAUUUAACUGUUCUCAGACUAGCUAGUCACAAUGCGAGAAAUAGUUCACGUACAAGCCGGGCAAUGCGGAAAUCAGAUCGGAGCGAAGGUAACAAGACAUUUCUACUCUUAUUUUGGGUGAAUUUAAAUUUUUACAUGUGAUUAUCUUCAAUAUGUGGUAAAUUCACCUACUCGAAGAGCCGUUUUUUGUGCUUCAAGAAACUGUCCAGUUUCAGGAAUGGAUACAAGUAAAACUUUUGCAAAAAGUUAUAUAAUUAUGUAGUGUUGCCUUUUAUUUAGAUCUUUUGUUUUUUUGAAAAGGUACGUAUUUCACAGAUGGGCUUCACACAUGCAUAUAUUUUACAACUUCCAUUUUAAUCUAUUUUGCAUUUUGAUGGUUUGUAUUUUUAAAGAGACUGUCAUUUUCAAAAAUUUAGCCGUCAAAUUUAAGUUUUUCAAACCGAACUAAAAAUGAGCAAAAGAAGACUAUGAUUUGCUUCGUUCUGACAGACUUUUUUCUGAUCCGUAUUUUGAGAUCAUUUGCUUUGAUAGAAUGUUUCAUUUCCAUUUUUUCUUUAGUGAGCCACACCCCAAUAAAUACGGAUAUGUAUAUUUACUUUUUUGCGUUAGAAAUGGUAUCAAACUUCGACCACUGACUCUCCUCAUAAAAUAUUACGGACCUUAAAGGUUAUGUCACACGGGACGAUUCGCAACGACGAUUUUUAGCGCAACACAGCGUUGCAAUGCUGGAACAAUGUUGUAACCAUUCGAAACAAUGUCGCAACAAUGUUGCAACGCUGUGUUGCGCUAACAAUCUUCGUCGCGAAUCGUCUCGUGUAACAUCACCUUAAAAGAUACGAGGACGGCGACGGCGAUGAAAAGCCCCAGCGACGUCGCUUGAAAAAGUGAUAUCGCGGUUAUUCCAACUCCGGCUUACUUUUCGGUUGCUUUUUUGGCGUUUUCGUUGCCGUCGCCGUCGUCGGAUCUUAAGAAGGAGCUCAAACCAAAACGCCGGCGACGACUACGAAAACGUCACUCAAAAAAUGAAUUCGUGCUGCUUCCUCGUUCAAUUCGUCAAAUGUUGACAUUUUUUUCUGGAGUUAAAUUCUAAAAGCCUGUACCGAAGUUCAGGAAAAGAAAAAGAGAGUCGUUGUGUUGUGUUCGACCUCCUGCAACAAGAGGUGAAAUUAGCCAUUUUCACGUCGUAGUCGUGCAGUGUUAAAAAAGCGUGAUGCAUUUGCAGAGCUGUUGUUUUCAGGUUUUGCCAAUCUAAACCUAUUGCCUUUUUUGCCGCUCUCGUUGACUUCCCCGUCGUAAUUGCUUAAAGCUCUCUAAGGUCUCUAUUAGCGCCAUUUAGACGACGGAACUACUAGUAAAUACACAGGCCUUCUUAGACCGUGCAGUAGUUUGUAUAAUGCACGUAUCAUUUUAUAUAGCCUGCAACCCUUACUAUUAAGUCUUAUCGUAGGCGAUAAAUUACUUGUCAUAUUUUUCAGUUUUGGGAGGUCAUUUCAGAUGAACAUGGUGUGGACCCCACAGGAUCAUAUACUGGAGAUGCUCAAACACAACUUGAUAAAAUCGACGUUUAUUACAACGAGGCCAUAGGUAUGAACUAUGACCAAUGGCCUCCAAGAUCUUAAUAGCAGAACCCUUUAUACAAAUAAUGAUGGAAUUGCUCCUGUUCCGUUAUUUAAAAGACUACACAGACCCUGUUUGUGUACGAUAUUAGUCACACGUUUUUGGCCUCCUGAAGUCAAAAAUAUGAUUCCAGAGUUCUACGAUCAUUCAUAUUUAACCGCUCUGGCUGUACGUUGUUAUCACUUAUCACAGAAUUUUUUUUCAGAAUUUGACAAGACUACAAAAAUUUGGUGUUUCCUUAGUGUUUGAUUUUAGCCACUUCUUGAAGUGAAACUUUAAUUAUAAAUAUAUCGUCAGCAAAUCAAACGGCUGUUUAUGAUUCUGCGGAAAAUUAUUCUGUAAAUGAAUCUGGACUACAAUCUCCGCGAUCCAUGAUUUGAGUAGAAGCAGUACUUAUUAAACUGCGGUAUCCUAGAGAGCGCUCAGUCGACGCAGUGUUAUUGGGCGCGUUUAUUUCAAUCCUGCCGGGACGAAGAGGGUAAAUAUUCAGAUUUGCUGUAAGACGCACGUUAACUAAUGCAUCAACGAAAAACGAAGGCAAACAUUACUUUAGAAUGUUUACGGAAACUAGCCCAUCAAAACUCUUCGGUAAAAUGAUGCUUUCAAGUUUUUCACAAUAGGUAAAUUACUAUGAAGCCAUUUUAUUCCUGACUUAAAAACAGCGUUUAUAUCUGAAGGCUUAAGUUUUCUUGAACAAAUCAAGUUUCAAAAGAUUCAAAGCUAUAAUUAUAAACGCAAGAACUACCAACAAUUUUGAUUAAUACGGAUACUUUUGAAAUUUCCAUUAAACAUUUUUUUUUCCGAUAUAGACUUAAGAAUAGAUUUUUUUACCUGAGGCUUAUUUAUCUCAAAAACAAAUUCCCCAUUUGUUUACAUUUAAAUCGAAAUGGAAACAAUGAAACUCGAAAACUUGAACGGUAAAUUAUGCUUUUAUUCCCGUCGGCAUGAAAUCAAAUAAGUCUACAAAUGAAAAACAUUGUUUGUCAAAGACUUCACUUAAAUAUCAGUUUAGUCUAUAAACCAAUUUCCAUCGGAAAUACUAUUGGUUGAUGACAAAUAGAUAUAGUUUGUCUGGUUGCAAAUUAAUGCUCUGUCCAUUACGUGGGCAGGUGUACUAAGUCGGUCUGACAUCUAAACUUAUUGACUUCCCAGGUGGAAAAUAUGUCCCAAGAGCCGUCCUUGUCGAUUUGGAACCAGGCACCAUGGAUUCUGUUCGGUCUGGGGCAUAUGGACAGCUUUUUCGACCCGACAAUUUCGUAUUUGGUAAGGCGAGAUCGUGUUAUUUGUUUUGUAUUAUUUGGAUAUUAUUUUUAUCAUUUUUAUUUAAAAUUGACUGACACUUUUUCCUUGAUACGCCUGUUAAUUAUAUCAAGAAGGGAGCACGUGAUUGGUAACAAAUUCAACCGGAAAGAAUAAGGUUUUUAAUUAAUAUUAAUGUUUUGUGUUCUAAUUAUUUUUUUUUUUUAUUUUUUUUUUUUUCUCUCUUUUUUUCAGAUCAGGAAUUAUAACAAGUCUGAAUGUUAGGUUAGGAGUCUGGGUAAAAAUCUCGAGUUGGUCUGUUUGGUCUGGAAUCUCUUGGGGGACCCUUAAUGGUUAUAGACUAGGCCAAAACAGUCUUGAAAACCGGUUUUUUUCUCAAAAUUAGUGCGAAAAAUCGGUAAAUGCCAUAUAGGUGGCGUCAGAAAAGUCUUUGCUCAUUUUGGUCUGGAAUCUGUUUUCAGGGCCUGAACGUAUUUAUCCUUUCAAUUCCAUGAAUAAGAACACAGGGGAAAUAAGCGAUUUUGUUUGACUGCCAGGUCUGAAAACAGGUUGGAUUUUAGUUGAAUACGUCUGAAAUAGGGUCGGGAUUUGGAGAAAAAUACGGACUGAUUUUUGCAGUCGUAAAAUGGCAACGUUAAGUCCGUCAUGCGAAACGGACUCAAAGAACUACCGAAAUCUUUGUUCUGGGCCCCACCAUCCUGUGUACUCAGGUGGGGGCCCAAAACAGGAUUUCGGCGCUGUUUCGCUGACGGACGGCCCUAAAUAGAUGACUGGCCUUUUUCAAAAAAACCAUUGUAAAAGAAAUUUGGCGAAUCAGGUUUGUGGAUUUUUAGGUUGUUUCGUCUCCAUAUAUACCAUAGUUAUGGUACCAUAGCGUAUUUUAUGUGCUCCACCGUACAUAGACUUAUUUUAUACUAUUAUGCCUCAUUUCACUAUGCAUUUAUUUUCUACAGGCCAAAGUGGCGCGGGAAACAACUGGGCCAAGGGCCAUUAUACGGAGGGGGCUGAGCUAGUGGACUCAGUAUUGGACGUGGUGCGUAAGGAGACUGAAAACUGUGACUGCGUUCAGGGUUUUCAGCUGACUCAUUCUCUCGGAGGAGGGACUGGUUCGGGUAUGGGCACACUGCUCAUUUCCAAGAUACGCGAGGAGUACCCUGAUAGGAUUAUGAAUUCGUUUAGCGUGGUACCCUCGCCAAAGGUAUGUUAAUGAGUUACGUCAUGUUCAAUUUCGGCGUUUUUCCCGCCAUUAGUGACAGCUACUUGUUUUCGCUUCGAGUCCUCAUUGGUUCGUCGAAUUUUAUUUCAGGUUAUUUGAAUUUUAUCCUGGGAACAAUUCUGCGGCUGUCCUGGUUUAGUGACCUUUUCGUGAGGUCCUUAGUUAGGCACAGAGCAGGUCAUUUUAAUAUCGAGCCUUUUUUGUCGAUUCAAAUGGAUCGGGCAGCCAAGAAGUAAGGAAGUCGAUUCGAGGAGAAGCCCGUAUAACAAUGUAUCUGUGAUUAUUAGCUGGUAGUAGCCUGUGUACAGCCGUCCCCUCCCCUCCCCACGAACAAAAUGUGGAACAAGAUCGUGCGAGGGAGUAGUAUCUUAAACAGGACUGUUGAGUCCUAAACAGGUCUCCUGUGACGACGGUGAUGUCCGUCAAAAUGAAUUGUGUUUCGUCAUUACUUGCGAUCAUUAUUGAUCAUCUUUUGAUACGUUUCCUGUAAGCAUUUGACAUGUGCAGACAUGUGCGCGCGAUUCCAUACUUAAAUAGCUUCAGGGACGUUUCUUUGAGAGCGUUUUAUCGACUGAGAUUAUUUUUCCAUCACAGGUCUCUGACACAGUGGUUGAGCCAUAUAAUGCUACUCUGUCAGUUCACCAACUCGUUGAGAACACCGAUGAAACCUACUGCAUCGAUAACGAAGCAUUAUAUGACAUCUGCUUCCGGACACUCAAGCUGUCCAACCCUACAUACGGGGACUUGAAUCAUCUGGUGUCCGCAACAAUGAGUGGCGUAACUACGUGCCUGCGAUUUCCCGGCCAGGUAGGUCAGCGGCAACAAAAAGAACUGGCUGUACAGUUAUUUGACAGUAAGCUCUAGACUCGUAAUGUUGUUCUAGGCUUGACUGUUGACGGAAUUCUGUACGAUGACCAUCCCUUCGAAUACGCCAUUUCCCAGCCUGCCAGCAAGGCUCUCCUGGGCUGCCCCGGGAGAGUUGGCUCGCAGGCUACCCAUUUCCGAAUUGGCCCAAGCCCCUGUUUCAAAGCGAGGCUUAAUGCGAAGCUAUUGAUAUGUAAAUGAUUUUUUUAUUCCCAUGCGAAUAAAUCUCAUUUUCACAACAAAGGUUUUGCAGUUAGCCUGGUUUUGAAAGUGAGAGUUUUUGGAUCUCGGAAAUGGUCUAUUAAAAAAGCUAGUUUGUCUUCCUGCUGCUAUUUGAUUUUCAGUAUAUUGAAAAUGUAAAUCUGCUACUUUUCUUGAAAAUUAUUUCAAGAACUCUUUAAGUCAGUGUUACGAAGUUAAAUGACAGAUACAGAUUCUGAGAGACAAACAGGGCCCUAUUGUUAGAUUUCAGUGAUAACCUUAAUGAAUUCCUUACCUAUCCGUUCGAUAAAAGUUCGCAACAACAGUUUCGUGUUUCGUUGUAUACAAGAUAAAGAUUUUUGAAGGGUAGCGCUAAAUUUUUGGUUCAGCGUUAGAAAUUUUGGAAGUCUUUGAAAAAAUCAACAACGUAUAGCAACAAUGAAACGGCAGUCACGUUGAUGUACCAAGCCAAUCAUGUGGGCAUUAUUGAAUUCUUUUCUCAUGAAUGUAAAUAGUUCCUGACCACUUCACUGAUCUAUAACGUUUGCAAAUGUAUUCUUACCCCGUUUAAAUUGAUUUUGAAACUUUUAGCUGAAUGCUGACCUACGAAAGCUGGCAGUAAACAUGGUGCCAUUUCCGCGCCUUCACUUUUUCAUGCCGGGUUUCGCGCCACUGACCAGCCGCGGCUCACAACAGUAUCGCGCCUUAACAGUGCCAGAGCUGACCCAGCAGAUGUUUGAUGCCAAGAACAUGAUGGCAGCCUGUGAUCCCAGGCACGGCCGCUAUCUCACCGUGGCAGCGGUAUUCCGUGGCAGGAUGUCAAUGAAGGAGGUUGACGAACAAAUGUUGAACGUUCAAAACAAAAACAGGUCUGCUUGUUUGGAUUCUUGACGACGCUAUUUUUCACCCUGUCAGUAGAGCCUUUCUUUCACUUGCUUGAUUUUGGCGCACUCAAGAAAGACACUGCUUGAAUCGAGUAAGAUCUUUGCUGAGCAUGCGCCGCAUGUUGCUAGGAUACUGUUUCAAACCCAGGCCUAAUAUCGGCGUGCUUAGUACAGCGGGCUCGGAUAUGACCAUCGGUUUAUUAAUAAACGGAUGCUCGCACUCGAAAAAACCAGUUUGACGAGAGAUAACAAGAUUGACUGGUCUAGAAGUUUGGGCUGCGGCGACUCAAAGGUUUGACGUGAUUCAGGCAGAGCUUCCUUUACUCCUCCCCACUCAAGAAAACAAAAUGAGGCUCUGCUCGAAGGGUACUCUGUCUCUCGCAUAAGCUUAAAAUAAACAAUUACUAAGCUUAAUAGAGUACCAUCUAUUAUUAACAGAGAGCAGUAGAUUAGCAGUUACUUUUACAAUAAAACAGCAAUUUAAUAUUCAUUUUUCUAUGUGGCUUAAAUUAUUAUCAGUCGUUGAAGAGAGGGUUAGGAAUAAUCGUGCAACUCGAUUAUAGCGACUAUAGAAAGAUCAUAGUGACUAUAGAAACCAAGACAAAUUCUGUUUCAGACGAAUCGAAUGAAUUUCUUGGAUAGUUUGUUCCUGCCUGUCGUUUUAUUUUCGCAAUCUUUCUGACUCCAGUAGUCCAGUUUCGAGUUCGCUAUGACCGCUGAAUUAAAGAACUGAAGACGCAUUUUUUACAGCCUUAGCCUCCAUCUGAAGUAAUAUAUUCACAAAUUCCAACAAGAAAAAGACCUGUUUAUUACUCUGUCUAUAGUGUAUUUUCAAAUUUCAAGCACUUACUUACCGGAAUUUCUGAAUAUUUUACUUUACGUCGAGGCUAAACCUGUAUGAAUGUGUCGUUAAUGUUUGUAUUCAGCGGAAAUUUUUAAUUCGAAACUAGACUACUCCGCAUAAUGUUUCAGGCGCGUCACUGAACUCAGUAGCAGGAAAUGAAACCAUACUGCAAAAAUUUAGGAUAAUAUAAGUCGCAAUGUUAGCCUUAAAUUAAUUAUUUCGUUUAUCGAGAUCAAUUGUUUCUCCUUUUUACGAUUUCAGUUGUUAUUUCGUCGAGUGGAUCCCGAACAACGUCAAGACCGCUGUUUGCGACAUACCUCCUCGCGGGCUCAAGAUGUCCUCGACAUUCGUUGGCAAUAGCACUGCUAUCCAGGAGCUGUUUAAGCGAAUUGGUGAACAGUUUACAGCCAUGUUUAGACGCAAAGCUUUCUUGCACUGGUACACGGGGGAGGGGAUGGACGAGAUGGAGUUCACUGAGGUAAUAGACCUCUGGGGGAGGGCGAUAAUUACGUGGACGCGUAGUUUUGUUGCCCCAGUGUGACGAUACUCAAGGGAUUGUUUUCUUUGAUUAACCCUGUUUCUCCUCUUUAUUCGCAGGCAGAGUCCAACAUGAAUGACCUGGUGUCGGAGUACCAGCAGUACCAGGACGCCACGGCCGAAGAGGAAGGAGAGUUCGAAGAUGAGGAAGAAGGCGAAGAAGAACCCAACUGAACAUUUUAAAACUGAAUACCAAUCAGAUUAAGUUCGUUCUUCCUUUUUUCAAUUAUCUACCAAAAUUUUGGUAGCUCUUAAAACUGAUAAAUUUGGCAUUUGUUUUUGACUCACACUGUUGGAGUUAAACAGUUUCUCGAACUUUUUGCAAGUUUCGAGCUAAAACGCUGAUAGAGUGAAAGUGAUCAUGACGCAUUUCAUCACGGCCCUGCAUCAUUGUGUGAUCGGUGUUUAUAUUCACCGGUAAUACCUCAUUACGAUAACGGACUAAUAGAAAGAAGUAUGACGUCACGUUACCAUGUUAGCAAAAUUUCUGGUUCUUAAGAGAGACGGCCAUU
Messenger RNA from Porites lobata, 7974 nucleotides. NCBI's taxonomy places the organism in Eukaryota, Metazoa, Cnidaria, Anthozoa, Scleractinia, Poritidae. The record is from the annotation of a GenBank genome assembly.